Penaeus indicus is the source of this 2973-nucleotide messenger RNA. RefSeq lists its product as uncharacterized. NCBI's taxonomy places the organism in Eukaryota, Metazoa, Arthropoda, Malacostraca, Decapoda, Penaeidae. The record is from RefSeq and is a predicted model, not a curated record. The coding region runs from base 534 to 1673 and encodes 379 amino acids. The transcript is spliced from 7 exons. Gene Ontology annotation, biological process: regulation of cell differentiation. Gene Ontology annotation, cellular component: membrane.
UGUGUGUGUGUUUGUUUGUGAGUGUGUGUGUGUGUGUUUGUUUGUGUGUGUAUGCAUAUCUGUACGCCUAUAUUUAUGUAUGCGAGACUAUUUGUAUGUCUGUAUACUUAUGUACACAUAAGCGCCCAUGCGUGUGUUUUAACCAGGCUACAACCAAAGUUUAUAUUAGUUGGCUAUAACCCACAGAUUUCCACGGAUUCUGACACUCCUGCUCUCCCACUCAGGAUCACCGACAUCGGGGCAAAAAUGAGUGGAAGGUUACUCAUUUUAUUAAGGCUAAAAUAAAUCAAAAUCUCGAACAAAAUCACUAAAUCUAUAGAGACACAUUAAAAUACCACUAUUACAAUAAUAUGUUACAUCCCUUGACUUGAGGCAAUUUUGUUAAAUUAUAUAUCACAAAUUUUGUAAAAAAAAAAAAAAAAAAAAAAAAAAAAAACAGUUGCUAAUCAACAUUAUUACGGAAACUAAUGUUCCCUUGAAAGUAUUAGUCUACUUCAACUGUAUAUCUAACCUCACUCAUUUGUGUUUCAGCUAUGACAAAACCAGUGCGGAAGGGCUACUUAACGAGAUAUAAAAAGCGAUUCCUAGGGUCCAACUGGCGAGAGGAGUGGCUGGUUCUGCACGAGGACUCCAGCCUCGAGUGGUACAAGGAGCACGAUGAGGCCGACCUUCUGGGAGCGAUCGUCCUCAAGGAGGCGCCGGAGAUGAUCGCAGCCGGGCCCUUCGCGCUGUACGUUCCGGGCCGGCCCGAGCUGCCCAAGAACGCCGAUCCAAAUAAUAUCAUGGUCUUCGGCAAUAAAACCAAGGACAAGACUCACUGGUUCCUCUGCAAAAAUGCUGAUGAACUAAACCAAUGGAUGACUGCCAUCAGCAAUACGCUCCCGCCGCCGCCGGACCCGCCCAAGGCAGCCACGGACGCCGACAAGGGCGAGCCGCCGCCGUAUGGCUCCGCGCCCUCUGCCCCUCCGGAGCCCUACAUCCCUGCUGGUGUGGCUACGAGCGGCGGCGGCGGCGGAGGAGGAGGAGGAAGAGGGUACCCAAGAGCAGGCUACGGAGGCGGAGGCUACGGAGGCGGAGGCUACGGAGGCGGAGGCUAUGGUCAAGCCCGAGGUGGAGGUGGCUAUGGAGGAGGAGGCUACGGACGCGGUGGUUACGGAGGGCAAAAUACCGUCAUUAUAGACCGAGGGAACGACGGGGUGGGCAACUUCGCAACGGGCCUCAUGCUUGGAUCAGCGAUGGGCGGCUGGGGGCAUGGUUGGGGCUUCGGCUACGGCUUCGGGGUUCCCAUGCACAUGGGCUUCGGCUUCCACGGCGCAGGCUUCCACAACCAGGAAACCAACAUCACCAAUAACUACAAUAUCACCAACAAUGAGACGGUGAACAACGAGGCCGGAGCGGAGCCGGUGGACGCGCCGACAGGCGAUCACGGGGGCGUGGAGCCCGACGCAGAGAUGAUCCCUGAAGGAGGGGACUAUGGGGGCGUAGACCCCGGCUUCCUGGAGGAAGAAGGUGUGGACCCUGGGCUCCUGGAGGACGCAGGCAUUGAUCCCGGACUCAUGGACGACGGAGGGUUUGAAAUGGGCGGCAUAGACGACAUGGGCGGAGACUUCGACGGCGGCUUCGACGGCGGUGGGUUCGACAUGGACAUGGGGGACUUUGACAUGGGAUUCUAAUCUCUCGGGUUCUCUGGAUUACACAGCUGAAAACACCAGUGUGCUUUAUUAAGAUAAACAUUCUCAGUUGUAGCUUUCUAAAAUAAUUUCAACAAAGUCUUUGAAUAAUCGGAUUAUUUUGAUAUAUAUAUAUAUAUACAUAUACAUACAUACAUUUAUAUACAUACGUACAUAUAUAUACACAUAUAUUUUUAUGUGUAUAUAUAUACAUAUGUAUUCAUUUUUGUAUAUAUAAACAUAUGUAUUUUUUGUAUAUAUACACAUAUGUAUUUUUUUCAUAUAUACACACAUGUAUUUUUUUCAUAUAUACACAUAUGUAUUUUUUUCAUAUAUACACAUAUGUAUUUUUUCAUAUAUACACAUAUGUAUUUUUUUCAUAUAUACACAUAUGUAUUUUUUCAUAUAUACACAUAUGUAUUUUUUGUAUAUAUACACAUAUGUAUAUGAUUUAACCCAAUGGUGCCGGGGAAAAUGAACAAAAAAUGGGGAAAAUAUUGUGCCCACUUUCUAUGUUUUUCGUGAAAUGUCUGCCGAUAGAUGGCUCUGCUAGCGCCUGAUUUAAAUGGCGGGAAAAACGUAUUUUUCAAUAGUGCUAUGAAAAUCGAUGGUGUUAUUUUUAUCAUAAACAUUAUAAUUCUUAUGAUUUUUUUAAACAUUAGUAACAGCAAAAUAAGAUUACGUAAAAUAUUUUGUAAAUCAAAGAAACGGGUAAACAGGCAAGACGGGCGGUGCUCGUAACUGGCUCAUUGGGGAGUUAGUACAAGUGUUGCCAUCUAUGCGUAAAAACAAUCAAACAAGUACUCACUGUGGGCAUAGCACGUACGUACACGUCGUACCCGGCACCAAGGGGAUAUAUAUAUAUAUAUAUAUAUAUAUAUAUAUAUAUAUAUAUAUAUGUAUAUACAUAUAUGUACAUAUAUAUGUAUAUAUAUACAAAUACAUACAUACGCAAAUAUAUAUAUGUAUAUUGUAUAUACACACAUUUAUUUCUCUAUUCAUAUUUAUCUGUCUAUACAUCUAUCUAUACAUCUAUAUCUAUGACUGUGCAUCCAUAUAUAUGCAUAUGUGUGUGACUUUGUGUUUGCGUACGUGUGUGAAUGUGCGUUUGCAUGUGUUUGAAGUAUUCUAUUGUUUAUCUAUUAUUAUUCUACUUUGUUACUGUGUGGAAGGAACAUAAAAGCAAAUGAUUAAUGCAAGUAUAACACAAAAAAGUGAUACACUGGAUUGUCUAUCUCAUGUAACACUGUAACUUUGAUAUUAAUAAACGAGUUGGUGAAAAUACACUCGCCUGCAGGGCCGG